AUGCCUUCCGAUGAUGAUUCCUCCUGUCCCCAAGACCGCAAUGGCACCAAUGAACAACCAAACAUGCCGCAAGAAACCAACUCGGACCUUCCCAAAAUGUGGAGCAUAGAGGACCCAUUCCAAUAUGCGCCUCCAAAACCAGACGGUGAUCCAUGGACAAUUCUCCUUGAACCUCUGCUGAAGGACGACAAGCUGCGUUGUGAUGCAUGGAAGGAUGAGGUUCAGAAUUUGCUCAUCUUUGCUGGUUUGUUCUCGGCUGUGGUCACAACAUUCCUUGUGGAAUCCUAUAAAGAUCUUCAGCCCGACCCGAGCGGUGCUAUGAUUACAUUGCUUGCCCAUAUUGCUGCCCGGCUUGACAAUGACACCGGCGUCAUCACUAGCACUUCCCUGUCUUCAAAUGACCCCUUUGUGCCUUCUGCGUCGACGAUCCGGGUCAAUGUUUUCUGGUUCAUCAGCCUCGUCCUUAGCCUGACAACGGUGCUUGUGGGCACUAUCUCUUUACAAUGGCUAAGGGAGCACCAGUCCUACUCAGACAUCUCCGACCAGCGUGAAAAAUACGCAAUAUUCUACAUGAGGAAGCAUGGGCUCGAGAAAUGGCGGGUGGACAGGAUAUUUACAGUGAUGCCACUUCUCCUACAAACUGCUUUGGUUCUCUUUCUCGGGGGGCUCAUUGACUUUCUUCAUGCUUUCAGCGAACGCUGGUCAGUGGUCAUCCCUGUGGCCGCCGUAAUUGGAUUAUCAUUGCUAUUCCUCGUUACAACAACGAUCCUUCCAACUCUACAAACAAUGGCACUUUUUAUCACCCCAUCCAAUUGGCCCCAUCCGCCUAGUCAGUGUCCGUUCAAAUCACCACAAUCACAUGCCGUCCGGAGACUUUGUGCACCUCUACUUAGUAUACAGUUCUAUCUGACCCGAUCAUCGACACUUUUCACUAUCCAAUCACUAAUCUCACGUCUUCCUCGUGCAUAUUUUAUUUCGGAAAUGAUUUCUAGAUUUACAGUGCCCUCUCGAUUCCGUUCUCAGGUGUCUCUUGCCGCAUGUUGUGGAAAUUGGGACAUGUUUGAUCAAGAUUGGGUGAUACUUCGCGAUAUGUACAUGCGACGUUCCUUCGGAGACUGGUCCAAGGACUAUGGGAAUCCCUAUGACUUUGGAUUUGGACACGACGAAUUAUUACCGCUUUUUGACAUUGUUUUCGGUCUAAACUCUCAAAAAUGGCAGAAUAAUGUCGCUAAUGCGGCGUAUCACUGUAUAUCCGAAGUUUCGCAAGCUGUACUUCUUCAUUUGACGGACCCUGACCAGAUUUUGCCCCAGGAAGGACUUCGAGAAAACGACUAUCUAUACAGCUUGCUAGCGGUUGAACCUGACAACGUCUCCGUGACAAGUUUCUUUGACACCACCAGUUGGUUCAGGGACAUUGAGAUGGGGGAAUUGUUGCCUGCAAAUGUCUUAACUUGCAUACUUCAUCAACAAAAUUUAGCAUCCUUUACACAUUGGAACGGCGGCAUGCUCGUUCGUCAUCAAAAAGAGCUCGCUCUAAGACUCUUUGGUUAUUUUUAUCAAAAACCGCACAAACUUCAUUUAUCACACACAAAAAUCCGGAUUCCCGCAUGUGUCUCGUUUCAAAACUUUGUGUUUUACUCUUCCUUGGCUGACAGGGAUCGCGACUUUCGUGACAAAGACACAUUCGAAGCUCUCUCUUGGCAAUUUUCGAACCUCACUUUGUGCAUCUUCAAACAGAUUUGCGAAGACUUUCACCCUCAUUCUUUGGUUCACACCCCGUUUGCACAGGAAGUUGGACUCCCAUUUUACCUGGAAGUAUCUGGAUAUAUCACCUCACGAACACUUUCACCAUCCAUCCAUAGCUCUGAAUCUUCGGCAGUCUUUCUUGCGACAAAGGAAAUGAUUCACGACACAUUUUCUUAUAUUCGCUUGAAGUUAGACACAGAGGUCACUGCGUGGGGUGAUGAUCAAGCUAAGCCAAGCUUGCUGUUCUAUCUCACCGUCUGCUAUACUCAACAGCUCAUUGGCCCUCUCUCCAAGGAUGAAACAUUUAAUUCCCUUCGUGAAACUAUACUGCAAUAUAAGAAACGCACCAUCGAUAUAGGGAUUAUUGAUUCUGUUCUGGAGAGACGACUGAUUGCCAUUCUCGUCCACCUGGUGGGACACCUUCGAAGGAAAACAUCUACAAAAUUUUACUUAGAGUGGUCCAAUAUUAUUGUCAAAGAUGUGCAAUCAGUAAAUGUUGCUGAUUACAUCAAGUUAUAG
Psilocybe cubensis is the source of this 2265-nucleotide messenger RNA. RefSeq lists its product as uncharacterized. The coding region runs from base 1 to 2265 and encodes 754 amino acids. Lineage: Eukaryota; Fungi; Basidiomycota; Agaricomycetes; Agaricales; Agrocybaceae. The record is from RefSeq and is a predicted model, not a curated record. The transcript is spliced from 4 exons.